UUCUAACAUAUAUUUUCCAGCAGCAAAAGUUUUAGUUACACUCAAUAAAAAUGAAAAAAUAUUGAACAGCAAAUUAAUAAUUUUAUCGUAAUUCAUAUACACCUUUCUAAAACAAUAAACACCUGAGAUUGCAUGCAGAACUAGCUAGUGACAGAUACAAUUAGAUGGAGACUCCUAAAUAAGCAGAGAGUUAAAACAAACAUAAAGUAACCUUGUAUUGGCAAUUAGUCACAAAUAACUAUAUAUGAACGGUUAGUUAUUUUGUGCAGUGGAUAUAACCAUUGACCAAAUAAAACAAAACAAAAUAAUUAACCGCACGCUCGACUAUGUUUAGCAGAGUAUCUACAAAACGCGUUUGUUUAUAUAAAGAUAACAUCAACUUUUCUGUUUAAUUUGUAAGUUUUCUGGACACUGUAAAAUAUUUUCUCUCGAUUUUCUUCUUUGCCCGCAAGAAGAAAAAAUGGAUUCAUUUAACGUUACCUUUUGGAACGAGGUAACGUCGCGUGGAUAUUGUUUUAGUGACGACGGGACCAAGUUCUGCGAGAAACUACCCAUUGUUGUGAGCUCUUCUGGCGUGUGGGAGGAGUACCUACUACCAAGUGGAACAGGGCUGCUGAUAUGGGACUAUGAUCUUCCCCGACUCGAGGCCGUAAUCGUCCUAGUACUCUGCUUAUGGAAUUUUAUUUAUUUCUUGCUAAAGAAGAUACGUCUCCCGGUUCCAAGAAUCACCUCCAUGAUGCUUGCCGGGGCAGCCUUGAGCCAGACGAGUCUUUUGCCUAAUGACUGGUUGGUCCAACGCAUAUUUUUCCCGGAUGAUCUUAGGCCAAAAGUCCCCGACACGGUCGGUGCGUUUGCCUUUGUGUUUUAUUGGUUCCUCGAAGGUGUUAAAAUGGAUGUUGGAAUGAUUAAAAGGACAGGUUCAAAAGCGGUUUUCACCGGAAUCGUCACUGUUCUUUUCCCUAUCUUCACGGCUAACAUUGUGUUCGGGUCGCUGAGAGAAACUGGUGGUAAGAACUUGACAGGAGUUGAGUACAGAACAAUAAUUUUCAUGCAGAGCAUCUCGGCCUUCACGGGUAUCUCAAGGCUAAUAAGGGAUCUAGAGAUUGACCACUCAGAGUUCGGAAGGAUCGUUCUCUCGACGGCCAUGGUGGCUGAUGCAACUGGUGUUGGUAUCAACGUAGUUGCCCUAUUUGCCUGGUCUGACUGGAGGGUCUCCGCCGUGCAAGGCGUAGGAGUUGUUGGAUUUGUUAUAGUGCUGGUUUGGAUAUUUAGACCGUUGAUGUUGUUGGUUGUCAGGCGUACACCGGAAGAGAGACCGGUUAAGGAAUAUGUUAUCUACAUGAUCAUCAUUUUAUCUUUCUUUUCUUUUGAGUAUUUGAAGAUGCUUCACUUUUUUCCUGCUAUUGGGCCUUUCCUUUUGGGGUUGUGUGUGCCUCACGGUCCUCCUCUAGGGUCUGCAUUGGUACAAAAGUUUGAAAGCUUUAACACUGGGAUCCUCUUGCCACUUUUCUUGUUCUUCCCAAUGCUUCAAAUCGAUGGACCUUGGUUAGUUGAAGAGGUCCAGAGGCUAAGGAAUCAUGAUGGUCAGAUGUAUGAAGCCUUGAGCAUCAUCGUCGUCGUCUCGGCCUCCAAGAUGUUCUUCACAACUAUUCCUCCACUGCUAGCUAAAAUGCCUUUGACUGACUCUUUCGUCAUGUCACUCAUUCUCAGCAACAAAGGGUUCGUUGAAAUGUGUUAUUUUAUGUACGCCGUUGAAAAACAAGUGAGUACUAGUAUUAUUUUAUUUUAUUUUAUAUCCAAGAAAAAUCAAUAUUCUAACUCUUUUUUGUUUUACAAUAAUCAAGCGUUAUAUAUUGUGUUUGAUUUACAGUCUCUUCAAGUGAAGUCGUUCACGACAUUGGCUCUAAUGAUUCUAUUCAGCUCUACGGUAUUACCAGUGGUGAUACAUUACCUAUACGAUGGGUCGAGCCGUUUCAUAUGUUUCCAGAAGAGGAAUCUAAUGAGCUUGAAGCUUGGAUCAGAGAAGAAGUUCUUAACGUGCAUUCACAAAUCAGACCACAUCUCAGGGGUGAUAAAUUUUCUAGAACAAGCGUUCCCUCUAGAAGAUUCCUUGCUUACUUGCAACGUGCUUAAUCUCAUCGAGCUUGUUGGUUUGGACAAUCCACUCUUCAUCUCCCACCAAAUGCAAAAGGCUGAGCCGGGAGGCCGGUCAUAUUCCACCAACGUUCUCAUCGCUUUUGACGAGUUCAAACAUUUCUGGAAAUCUAUAACGGUGGAAUUGUUCACAUCCAUCUCAAACCCUAAGUACAUGCACCAAGAGAUUUACUCGCUUGCUCUCGACAAACAAGUUUCUUUUAUUAUGCUCCCUUUCCACAAAAUAUGGUCACUCGACCAUACAACUGUGGUCUCAGACGACGUGAUGCGUAGGAACGUUAACAUCAAUGUCUUGAGUCAAGCGCCUUGCUCUGUGGGGGUCUUAGUCCAUCGCCAAAAGUUGGUAUCUGCGCAAAAGCGCGAACCCAUUUUUAAGGUCUGCGCAAUUUUUGUGGGCGGGAAAGACGACAGAGAAGCCUUGGCAAUGGGGAAGCACAUGAUGAGGAACCAGAAAGUGAGACUAACCGUGUUGAAGCUAGUCCCAGGGACAGUGGUCGGUAUGACCACAGGGUGGGAUCAGAUGCUUGACACGGCAGAGCUUAAGGAGACAUUGAGGAACAGCAUUUCACCUUCGGAAGGAGAACAUAACUUUGUGGAAUAUUUGGAGGAGACAGUUGACGACGGUUCCGACACAUCAAGGAUCCUUCUCUCAAUCGCUAGUGCUUUUGAUUUAUUCGUGGUGGGUAGGAGCUCAGGAAUGGGGACCGAUGUAACGAGAGCAUUGAGUGAAUGGACGGAGUUCGAUGAGUUAGGUGUGAUCGGAGAUUUGUUGGUGUCAUCAGAUUUUCCCCAAAGAGGGUCGGUAUUGGUGGUGCAACAACAACAGAAUGUAGCUUGUAGAUAAUUGUAUUACAUUUAUAAGAAGAUACCAAAACAGAAAUACACUUCUCAUAUACAUGAUACAUGAUACAUUUAUAGCCACAAAAUUCCAAAAUUAAGCAAAAUUAAGUGACAAUUCGUCUCCGUUGCCUUGUGGCAAGUGCCAAAGCAAUUACCAUGACAAAGAGUGAAGCCUCUGUAGCGUUCGUCCUUAAUCUUCACGUGCAAUUCUAAAGAACGAUAAAAAUAGAAAACAAAACUAUUUUU
Molecule: messenger RNA, 3240 nt
Organism: Brassica napus (rape)
Lineage: Eukaryota; Viridiplantae; Streptophyta; Magnoliopsida; Brassicales; Brassicaceae
Product: cation/H(+) antiporter 5-like
Exons: 3
Coding region: 461-2998 (845 amino acids)
Biological process (GO): regulation of pH
Cellular component (GO): endomembrane system
Source: RefSeq, a predicted model, not a curated record